AUGGUUGCUAAAGUAGACACGGUCAAACAACCCAAAGUAUGGGCCACUUUGGUAACAAAUAGCGAUUACCUCAAAGGUGUCCUAACACUCAAUUAUCGUCUUCGCUGCGUCAAGUCGAAAUACCCAUUGCUAGUUCUCUACACCAAUACGCUCUCCCAAGAUGGCCUCGAUAUCCUUGAGAAACGGGGCAUUCAGACACUAGAAGUUGAGAAGAUCGCGCCAGCCAGCUCACAGGAAUACCUUGACGAUCCACGUUUCCUGGAAUGCUGGACUAAAUUAGUCGUUUUCUCACUCACUGAGUACUCAAGAAUAGUCAUGCUUGACUCUGAUAUGCUGCCAUUGCACAACAUGGAUGAACUCAUGGACCUCGAGCUUGACUUCCCUUCGAUGGGAGAUGAGGGUAAGAGAUUGUUUGCUGCAUGCCAUGCCUGCACCUGCAACCCACUUCGCAAGCCGCAUUAUCCCCCCAAUUGGAUCCCAGCGAACUGCUCUCUCACGUCUCAACAUGACAAACCCGAGGUUGCUCAAAACACUGGAGCCAGUAUAUCCUCCGGCUUAGGCAGACUCAACAGCGGCCUUCUCGUCGUCAAUCCGUCUAAGAACAUCUUCAGCCAGAUCCUUGCCAAGAUGGAAGAUCCGGAUUGCAAGGACUACAAGUUCCCGGAUCAAGAUUUACUGGCAGAUCUAUUUGAGGGCCGCUGGGUGGCUCUACCUUACAUUUACAACGCCCUGAAGACAAUGCGCAAGCCUGACGUUCAUGGACAGAUCUGGCGCGACGAUCGAGUCAAGAAUGUUCAUUAUAUCCUAAGUCCGAAGCCUUGGGAUGAGCUAGGUGACGAUGGAUCAUGGACUGGUAGCCAGGAAAUUCACAAAUGGUGGUUUGAUGCAUACAGGUCUAUGCGUGCUGAGGAAAAGACUCUAGGGCUGUCGUAG
This is a messenger RNA of Fusarium coffeatum, 933 nucleotides long. RefSeq lists its product as uncharacterized. The transcript has 2 exons. Gene Ontology annotation, molecular function: glycosyltransferase activity. The coding region runs from base 1 to 933 and encodes 310 amino acids. Lineage: Eukaryota; Fungi; Ascomycota; Sordariomycetes; Hypocreales; Nectriaceae. The record is from RefSeq and is a predicted model, not a curated record.